AUGGCGUUAACCUUUGGGCAGCCAAGUGCUGGCACUGGUCAGCUAGCUUGGACACGUCCGUAUGAGUCUGCCAUGGAAGCAUUUGCGAAGGCACAGUCACAGCUGGAAGCGCAACUUGCUAAGAAACCUCGAGAUCCUGACGCCGUCAAAUUUUUUGAAGGGAAGCUGGAAGAUGCACGGAAGGACAAGGAGUUUGCGCAGACAAUGCUUCAGCAAUGCCAGGCAGCACCUCGCUCCGAAGACAUCCUGACCCAGAUCGAGAAGUUGCUUGAAAAGAAGCUUGAGCACAGCAAUGAGAAGCUUGAAAUGAAGCUUGAGCACAGCAGUGAGAAGCUUGAAAAGAAGCUUGAGCCUCUCUGGGAAGCCAUGUUCGUGCCCGUUGCCAAGAGUGUUCGCACAGUAGAGACUGACGUGGAAGUGCGUCAAGCCUGUGUUGAGCAUCAUGGCAAGGUGAAGGAAUGUUUGAUUCUCCGACAUCUGCACGGGAAAAGUGCCAAGUAA
Symbiodinium sp. CCMP2592 is the source of this 501-nucleotide messenger RNA. The record is from the annotation of a GenBank genome assembly. NCBI's taxonomy places the organism in Eukaryota, Dinophyceae, Suessiales, Symbiodiniaceae.